AUGCCACCACAAUUUAUUUUCGAAUCGGAGGAUGAUACCGACUACUCGGAGACCGAUGUCUCCAUCAGCGGUCGUAAAGGCCGCACCUCCGUCCGCCGACGCUCUAUCUCCCGCCACCGCCGCCCGGAGGUUGCCUCGGCCGCCUACCUCCAACCUACGACGCAAGCAACACGAGUGUACCGCUCAGCCUCGACAGGUGGGGGUCGUCGUCGAGAGCGCGACGUCGGGCCCUCCGUCAUGAUCGUGAAUGAGCAAGCCCAGCGCACAAACAACAGCAACGCCAACAAGCCCAAGAUGAAGCAGUCCAAGGUGAUCGACGUCGACGAGAUCGAAGAAGACGUGCACCGAUCCCGCCGUCGCGCCGCGAGCGGAAUCUCCCGCGAGGCAUCCCCUUAUCAACCUCAACACCGGGACCUCGAACUCCUCAUGGAGCAGCGCCUGCUUGAACGCAACGAUAACCGCCAGGACAUGGAGCUCUUCAAGCAGCAGCAGGAGAUUGAGCGGCUGGAGCGGGAACUGGAGAAGCACCGCGAGCGUGUCGAGCCUCCGCGUGAUUCUCGUGAACUACGCCACCUCCGUGAAGAGGAGGAGUGGUAUGAGGAGGAGAUUAGCGACCGGUUGCGCAAGUUGGAGCGGCAGGAGCGCAAAUCUCGCAAUGAAGAUGAACAGCGUAAGGCGAAUGCUCAGUGGCGCUUGAAGAAGUUUGAAGAAGAUACUCGUCUUGAAGAGGAGCGUCGCAAGGCUGAUGCCCAGUGGCGCUUGAAGAAAUUCGAGGAAGAAACUCAUACCGCUGAGGAGCGCCGUAAAGCCGAGCAUGAGUGGCGUCUCAAGAGAUUUGAGGAGGCGGAGAAGGAAGCUGCUGAUCGCAAGGAGCUGAAGCAAAAGUUGGAAGAGUCGAAACUGAAGGAGAUGGCUCGCGAGAAGGAGGAGCGUGAGGAGCGUGACAAGCUCAAGCAGGAGAUUAUUGAAGAAGAGGCUCGCGCACAGCGCGCAUUGCAAGAGAAGAGGGCCAAGGAGAUCGCCAUGAAGAAGGCUGCCGUUGAGGAGUGGAAGAUCGAACAGGAAAAAGCCAAGCAGGCGGCUAAAGAGGCGCAAGAGAAGAAGGAUAAGGAAUUCCGUGAGCGUCUUCGUCACGAGUUCGGAUAUAGCGAGGAGGAAAUUGAGAAGAUGCUCAACAAGGAGAAGAAGGAGCACAAGAAGUACGAGGAACACAAGAAGCACGAAGAGCACAAGACUAUUACCGAGGAGACGAAAACCACAUGGAUCAAGGUUCACCGCAAGCACCUGCUCCCCGAAACUUUGUUGGCGUACAACCUGCCUUGGGACUGGGACGAGCGCGACACCAACUACAUCAUCAUCAAGAAAUGGGUCACCGAGGACUUCCAGGAAGAACUCUUUGCACACUCCCGCCGAAUUCGCGAGGGUAAGGUCAUUGCCGAGACAUCCAGCUCCACGACCGAACUCAAGGUCAACGACCGCAGAAAGGACAAGAUGUAUUUGGUGAGGAAGAAGAGCCCCGGCCGGAAGUUUAUGUUCGUCUAA
Messenger RNA from Penicillium waksmanii, 1542 nucleotides. RefSeq lists its product as uncharacterized. The record is from RefSeq and is a predicted model, not a curated record. Lineage: Eukaryota; Fungi; Ascomycota; Eurotiomycetes; Eurotiales; Aspergillaceae. The transcript is spliced from 3 exons. The coding region runs from base 1 to 1542 and encodes 513 amino acids.